Molecule: messenger RNA, 6349 nt
Organism: Odocoileus virginianus texanus
Lineage: Eukaryota; Metazoa; Chordata; Mammalia; Artiodactyla; Cervidae
Source: RefSeq, a predicted model, not a curated record
CCCCAGCGGUUGGGUUUGCGGGUCUGGUCGCGGCCGCUUCAUGGCGUGGGUGGUGCCGGGCUCUGCAGGUGACGGGGGCGAAGCGAGGGCCAUUGCGGCCUAGAGUUCCAAAAGAUGAGUCGUGGAUAUUCAGAAAACAACAAUUUCCUAAACAAUAACAAUCAAAUGGUAUUGGACAUGAUCCUUUACCCAUUAAUUGGAAUCCACCAGACCAUCAAUUGGGAAACUGUGGCAAGGCUUGUGCCUGGAUUAACACCCAAAGAGUGUGCAAAGAGGUUUGAUGAGCUGAAGAGCAGUGGCAGUUCACCUGUGGACAACCAGUAUAGUCCCCUCAUGGCUGCUGGGGAGAGUCCUGUUGAAACUUUAGCCACAUACAUCAAAUCCUCGCUUCUUGACACACAAGGAGAGUUUCAGGAGACUCCAGUUGGUCAGGAUGCAGUUUCUAAAACAGGAAGACAUAGUAUAGCUUCCACAAGGAAUUGUUCUUCAGAAAGUGAAAAUUGUACUACUCAUAAUGGUGGAGAAAAGACUGAAGAAUCUGAAGGGCCAAACAUGGUGAUCCAUGUAUGUGAUGAAGCAAAAAACUUGAAAGAAGAUUUUAUUUGCCCACGAGAUCUUUUGAUAUCAGAAAUGAAGUACUUUGCUGAAUAUUUAUCUGUGGAUGCCCAGCGCUGGGAAGAGGUGGACAUUUCAGUUCAUUGUGACGUUCACAUUUUCAACUGGUUGAUAAAAUAUGUUAAAAGGAACACUAAGGAGAAUAAAGAUUGUGAGAUGCCCUCUUUAGAGCCAGGAAAUGUCAUUUCAAUUCUUAUUUCUUCAGAGUUUUUGAAAAUGGAUUCUCUGGUUGAACAGUGUAUACAGUAUUGCCACAAAAAUAUGAAUGCCAUUGUAGCUACUCCAUGCAACAUGAACUGUAUUAAUGCAAAUCUUCUUACACGUAUAGCAGAUCUGUUUACACACAAUGAAGUUGAUGAUUUAAAGGACAAGAAAGAUAAGUUUAGGAGUAAACUUUUUUGUAAGAAGAUUGAGAGACUGUUUGAUCCUGAGUACUUGAAUCCAGAUUCUCGGAAUAAUGCAGCAACAUUAUACAGAUGCUGUUUGUGUAAGAAACUUUUAACAAAAGAAACAGAAAGAAGAAUUCCUUGCAUUCCUGGAAAAAUCAAUGUGGAUCAGCAUGGAAAUAUUAUAUAUAUUCAUAUAAGAGAUAAAACUUGGGAUGUUCAUGAGUAUUUGAAUAGUCUUUUUGAAGAAUUAAAAUCUUGGAGAGAUGUAUAUUGGCGCUUAUGGGGAACAGUCAACUGGCUAACUUGUUCAAGAUGUUAUCAGACUUUUCUGUGCAUAGAGUUUUCACACUGUCAGUAUCACUCAGAGACAGUGAUUUAUCCUGCUGCAGGAAGUUCGCUGAGUACUGUUGGCACUGGAAUUUAUCCCUGCUGUAACCAAAAGGUUCUUCGAUUUGACCCCACUCAGCUUACAAAGGGUUGUAAAGUAAAGGACCAUAUGGUUACUCUUCGUGAUCAAGGUGAAGGUGAAGAUUUGCUGUCCUGUCCAACUGCCAAAAUUCUGGAUGAUCUGCACAAACACAAAGAUGUCAUCCUUGUGCCUUUUGCUAAAGAUACAAUUAGUGAUUCUGGUGGUCCCUGUGAUGAAAAGGGUCUAGACUGUGAUGUUUUACUGGAGCCAAAUACACCAUGGGGCCCCAAGAGUGGGGAGCUUAAUGCUUUCUUAUCACUGAAAAACUGGACUCUGCAGCUGAAACAACAGUCAUUAUUUUCAGAAGAAGAAGAAUAUACCACUGGGUCCGAGGUCACUGAAGAUGAAGUUGGAGAUGAAGAAGAAGUAUCCAAGAAACAAAGGAAAAAGGAGAAGCCAAAGAAGUUCACUAAACAACCAAAGAAGCAGAUGUCUUCACCCUGUGGUCAGAAGAAAGAAAAGGCCCUGGAGAAGUCAACUUCUAGAGAUGUAUCUCCUUUCAUUGUAAGUAUGCAGAAGAAUAAGUGGGAUGCCACAAGAUCCUUGAGAUUCAACCAAGAUGCCCAAAGAGAAGAUGAUCAGCGGCGGAUGUCUGAAAUUACUGGGCACCUAAUAAAGAUGAGAUUGGGUGAUCUGGAUCGAGUCAGGUCAAAGGAAGCAAAAGAAUUUGCAGGAGGGAUUUAUUCCAGGCUUGAAGCACAAAUCAAGGCCUCAGUGCCAGUCAGUGCUCGGCAGAGCAGCUCUGAAAAAAACACAAGAUGGUUACCCAGUUUCCGUGCUGUGCUGACGAUAAAUACACAUAUUAGAAUUCUUCCCCCACUAGUUUGAGAUGCUGAAUUUUUUGCACACUGAAUCCUGGUUUAAGACCUCAGGAUUUUGUAACGUCAUAACAUGAAGCCUGGAAUUGCUGAAACCGUAUUGCAAUCAUGAAGACAGCCAAAAUAGGACAAAGUUGCUACACUGAAAAAUGGACUUCAAUUUAAUGAAAGUUUUUGGCUAAACUACUUCAGGACAUUUUGUGAGAACAUGAUUUUUUUUGUUUGUUUGUUUUAGAUAGUUGAGUUAGAUUUCCUGUUACUUGCAAGCAAAUACAUCCUAACAGAUCCCAAAUCAUUCUUCACACACCCACACAUACACAUAAAAUGAAAAAAAAAAUAGUUCUAAGGAAUUCUGGCCAAGAUAGUAAAUGUAAAAAAUGAUUUCUGAAACCAACUGAUUUAAUCUUUGUAAAAGUUUAUUUUUAAAUAAUUCAGAACUUACAGAAAGGUUAAAAAAAAAUUAGCACAGACAAUUCCCAUAUACACCCAGAGACCACAUUCAAGUUUCGUGAAUCGUCCCAAUUAUAUUUUCUAUAUUACCUAUAAAGGAUCCAGUCUAGAUUCAUGCCUUGUACUUAGUUGUCAUGUCUCAUCACACUCUCAACCUGGGACAAUCCCUGAGUCUUUGAGUUUCAUGCCCUUGACAUUUUUGAAGAUUAUAAAGCAAAGGAAUUUUAUAGACUGUCCUUGAUUUGGAUUUGUUCUGUAAACCCUCAUAUCCUAUUGAGUGGCUCAAUGACAAUUUGUACUUUGUUGGUUCUAUUAAAUUUGAUCAUUUGAGUAAGAUCGUAUCUUCUAAUCUCCAUUAUGAAGUUAUUUUUCUUCUUUGUAAUUAGAAGUAUUUUAUGUGGAAAUACUUUGACACUAAUAUCUAGUUACUCAUCAUAUGUUUAUCAAUUAGUAUUGGAACCCCCUGAUUAUUCUUCCUUCAGUCUACUACUACUAUGAUAGUUGCCAAAUGGUAUUUUUCUAUUUCUCUCUUACUAUAAGAAAAAGCUGUUUCUUAUCCACAUAUCUGAUCCAUUUGUUUAUAGCAUGCAUCCUAUUUAACUCAGUGAGUUCUAUAAAUAUCAGUUUGAUGCUCAAAUUAUCCCAGACUUGACCAGCCAGAGCCCCUUCAAGCUGGAUCCUGUUUCCUCUUGACAUCUCCCCAUCAUUUAUUUUUAGGACUUCCAUCUUCUCAGCACAAUACGAUGUUCCAAGGUCAACUUGUGUUUUCCCUGUUCCACUCUGGAGCCAGAGUCUUCAAGGAAGACUGGUUCCUUUUAGUGAUGAGUGGUAUUUAGAAACCAACAUCUGAGUCCUAGAUGUGUUCAUUUCUACUGGGAUAUUUCUGUUUCUGCGCCCACUCUGUGAUCAGAGCUAGGAAAUAUAUACCUUACUUUCAUAUUUAUUUCUGUAACUAUUCACCUGUAUUAUAAACUAUUAAUUCACACUGGUAAUGCCAAACUCAUUUCAGUACUGCAGGAUUCAUCUCACAUUUUCCCUUUUUGUUUUUGUUUCUUCCUUCUCAGUUGGUGAUCAAUCUGGCUACCAUUAUCUGAAAUAUAUUUUCUCAUAUAUUGAAUCACCCAUAUGAGCCAAUCUCCUAACCACCCCCAUGCUGCCCCCACCACUCUCUCCAAUGCUCUCCUCACAAUGGGUUGUGAUGACCUGCUGCCACAGUGUUAUCCCUGUUGCCCUGCUCUGAUCCCAUCCUUAUAUGGGCCACCAUUACAUUUUCACUUGUGAAAGCAGUUGAUUCUGAAAAUAAAUAGCACGGGAAUCUUUUCUUUGCUAAUAAACAGAUCCUAUGUGAAAUCAAGAAAUCAUUCAAAUUUAACUUUUUAACAUUUGAAUGGUGGUAUUCAAAAAAGUAUCCGGUCUAAAAACACUGUUGGCUUUAAAAAUACAUUUAAAAUACCUUGAACAGGCAAUAACAGGAGUAAAUCACAAAAAUAUUAUACCAUGCAAAAACAAAAAACAAACCCAGGUAUGAAAGAAGUCUUUACAUACUGUGUUUUACAUACUGUGCCCACUUUGGCACCAUGUAUACUAAAAUUAGAACUAUACAGGAAAGAUUAGCAUGACAUCUGUGCAAAGACAACACAAAUUUAUGAAGAAUUCCCCUAUUUUGUUAUACAUAUCUUACCAUGUUAAAAAAUAAACUAGAAAGAGUAUAUAUUGUAACAUUCCAUCUAGAUGAAAUCUGGAAAUAGGAAAAAUUGAAUCUACAGUUAACAGAUAGCAGAUCAGUGGUUGCCUCAUUCAGGGGAAUUUGCUGCAGAGGGGCAUGAGGGGGAACUAUGAUGGAAAUGGAAAUUCCAUUUUGGCGUGAUAGAAAUGGUCUAUAACUUGAUUAUAGUAUAAAUUUGUUAAACACUUGAAAUGUAUCCUUUAAAUGCUUUUUAGUAUAUGUAAAUUAUAUUUCAACUAAAUUGAUUUUUAAAAUGUUGAAAUUAUAGAAUUCUAAAAAGCUGGGAAGGAUGUAAGUGUCUCCUGCUUUUUCAGAUGAUAAAAAUUGAGGUCUAAAGAGGCUAAAUCAUUAGACCAACUAGUUGGAAGAUAGACUUAAAUUUUCAAAUUUCAACUUUUUCAGUAUCUUUCUGUGCCUGUGUCUUCUUUCUUGACAUGACAGGAUGCCUGACCAGAAAAGUACUCUGCAAAAGAUCAAAUUUGUGUUUUUUCCUUUCACAGUACAGGUUAGGGUAGAGAAUGUCAGAGGGAAGCUUUACUUAGGAUAGGCAAGCAGUAAGGAGCUCUGAAUGUCCUGGGAGAAAGGCAUAGCAGGACUUUCUGUGUUUUACUAUAAAAAAUUUUUUUAAACUGCCUCAUUUUUUGGGAAGUGGUGCUUGCUGUAGAGAAAGGGAGAAAUGGUGGUUCUGGACCUGCUGCCCAUUGGAUCAUCCUGACCCAGCCCUCCUGUGACUGUGUGUGACCUGCUCAGGUUGAUUGUGAAGAGUGGGCCCUUGGGAGGCCAAAUGUGGAACAUCCUUGGCAAACAAACUAAGCUUGUCUUCCUUGUUGAGCCUCAUAGCAAGAAUAGAGACCUACAAGGGCCUCAUCUACAAGCAGUGGACAGGCACUGCCUUUUGGAUCAAGGGGGACAGCUUUCCAAAAGUGACAGUGUGAGAUGAGAAACUAUGGCAUUAGCCAAUUUUUCAGGCUAUAAUUAAGAAGAGAACAGAUCCCACUAUAAUCUGCAUAAGUCACUGCUUGUCAUAUCUGGGCAAUCUAUGGGGGAGCCAGGUGGGAUAUAAUGGGCAUCUUGCGAAAAGGGCUUUGGGUGAUUAAGCAGUUGUUUGGAAAAAACAAAAGCUUUGCAAAUACAUAGGUACUUGAGUUUGUGAAGCAGGUUAUAGUGAUUUUACUGGAAAUGUUAAUUCAUCCAUGCAGCAGGAUUUAUGAGCGUAUACUUACUGUGUGUCAGUCCUGUGCUAAGAACUAGGGAUAGUGGCUACACUCCUAGAGUUUAGGGGGUAGAGGUAAGAUACUUCACAAAAUAGACUGCUGUGCAGUGGGGAGCAUGAAUUCCGAUGGAAAUUCAGAGAAUGGACCCCUAAUCUACCCUUCAGCUGAGAGGAGGGGAGAUCAGGAGAUGCCUCUCCACAGAAAGUAACAUUUGAGGUAUAGAGCUGAAGUAGAGGCUAUUCAUAGGAAAGGGAUGACAUUAUUGUAGGAAGGUGGAGACAGAAUAAAGAAAGCCUGGAGAUAGGAUUUGAAUCUCUCAUGGAAAGGCAAGUGUAAUACUUUGAUGCACCUGGAAUAGUCAGAGUAGCAGGAAAAGAUGAGAGAUGAAGCCCUGGAGACACAGGCUUUGAUCCUAAGGACAAUGAUGAACCACUGAAGGGUGUUAAAUGGGACAGUGGCAUGAAUACAAUGUCUAGAAUAUUUUUUCUGUUUUUUUUUUUCUGGAAAGAAUGAACCAAAGAGACUUGAUAUACAUGGUGACCAUUAAGACAAUUGUUGGAUUGAGUGAGAAUGAUGGAGGGAAAUAGAUUUCAGUUAGGAGAUACAGGACUUCCUUGAUAGGUCAGUUAGUAAAGAAUCCACCUGCAAUGCAGGAAACCCCAGUUCAA